UUGGGUUUACAACCACGCCUACAUUUGUCGAUGGUCGGCUGUUGAUGAGAAUGACAGAAAAUGGCUAAACUUUGGAAAACACAUCAAUUCCACAUCUGUUUUUUCGCUUUUGGAACAAUUUUAUUGACGAUUACUAACGGAAACCUUGUGUCAGAAUGUAAUGAAAGAUGUUCAAGUUCAGUGGCAAGCAUCAUAUCAGACACCGGCCAAUGUGACGCACCAUGCAGAAAUAGCUCAUGUUCAACGGGAUGUUCAUCCUGGGACAACUCCACACUUUCACAGUGCCAUGCAGUGUGUAAUGAGACAUACACAUCAGAACCAUUCAGGGUGCAAUAUUGCCAGUCGGGUUGCCUGUUUGCAGAAAAUGAAUACGCAAAAGCAGUGAUCGAUGAAAUAGGGCAGCCAUCAUCCCCUCAGCCGAGCAACAUAGGAACAACAUCCCUGACCCUGUCCUGGACGGCAGCCAGUCAUCAGGAUGUGAGGUACCUGGUGCAAUGGAGAUACGUGGAGGGAGGGGGCGAGGCAUGGAACUACUUUGGGUCAGGAGAGCCGAUAUCAGAAACCACUCUGGACAUAACUGAUCUGAUUCCUUACACUCUCUAUCAGUUCCGAGUCGUCUGGGUAAUCACCCCCAGACACACCCUCACGUCACAGGCAACCAGUAGUGUGCAGACACUGCCCUUUGGAGUCCCUUCUACCGCACCCACCAUCACAAGCAUCGUGAGCUCCAGCCCUACGACCAUCUCCCUUACCUGGGAUCCGCCCCCUUUCCCCAACGGACCAAUCAUAGGCUACACCAUCGCCGUCCAGAACUUCUUCAACGAGGCUAGGAUCGUGCUGGGCGUAGGCGGGUCGACGACGGAGGCCACCGUAGUAGACUCUUCAUUGAGGGCGUCGACUCUGUAUGCGGUGUCCGUGAGAGCGCGGAACAUGGAAGGCGAGGGAAUAAGCGAUACGGUCAACAUCACCACAGGAGCUGAGCCCCAAAAUCUUGGUGUGGUCCCAUACCUUGUCAUUGGUGUCACUAGUUUGAGCUUUACCAAUUUGUCAGAAAUGUCUUCGGUAUCAUUGGUUGAGUAUGGGAAGCGAAUUAUAGAUUCUGACCCUUUACUGAAUGACAUACACACCGUGGAUAACGAAAACUCCACAAUAUCUGAUGUUGCUGUGGACUACUGGGAGAACUUCAUUUUCAUUAGUGAUUCUGACGGACGCAUCCAUCGCCGUACCAUUGACCCUGCAAACUUGACCCUUGCACCUUCGGAAGUCCUUUACACCGAUCAGAGCACAGCUCCUACAAAGCUUGAUGUUGAUUGGCUGAACGAGCAGCUGUACUUUGUUCAAGGGACAGAGAUUUUACGCUGUGAUCUGAAUGUCUCUGGUUGUUCUGUUGCUGUGGCUAACCUAGGGUCGGUGCCUGUGGAAAUGAAGGUUGAUCCGUUUAGUGGGUACUUGUUCUGGAGUGAGCAAGAUGUUGGAAUCCGGCGAACGUCUCUGACAUCUUCCACCGUCGAGGCUAGCAGUGUUGAUAUCAUCAUUAAUCUGUCAGGGCAGUCAUCGUUCACUGUCCUGUCAGAAACGUUCCAGAUACUCUACUCCAACUCGACUGGCAAUUCCAUGCACAGUGCUUCACUGGAUGGCAGCAACCAGAAGGCUAUGCAUGUUGCUGAAGACACAUCGAAUCAUCAGUUCAUCAACGUCACCAGCAUCGUAUACUUCAACAGUUCUCUCACCUGGACCUUCGCAAGAGAGACCGGCAGCGUGGCAUCAUGCUUUUUAGGUGACCCAAACUAUAAUUAUCGGGACACCGAGCGAAUCUUUUUUGAAGGGAAUCCAGGACAGUUUACGCAAGGGGAUUUGUUUCUCUGCGUGGAUGGAUACCAUGGCUUAGACGUUUUCUACCCGACCUACCAGCCGAUACCUAUCCCAGCAUUCCCUCCUACAGACCUGCAGGUCCUCUUCACUGAGGGUACGGCAGACAUCACAUGGACCAGACCGCUCAGUAUUCCAGGCAAAGGAGAGGAGGCUUGGGAGGAGUGGCUCUAUGAAAUCCUUCUAACCAAUCUUCAAAUUGGCAACACAGUCACCCUGACCGGUCUCCAGGAAGAUUCAGCUCUAGUUGAUAACCUCAACGGAAGCACAGAGUACUCGGUCCAAGUCCGGGCCUAUUCGAUAGGGGGUCUUGGCCCCUUGUCUGAGACCUUCUCUGGAUCUACUCUCAUUGAAGUGGAUGUGGAGCCAUACUUGAUACUUGCUAAUGCUACUGAUGUCUGGAGGAGCCAGCUAGAUGGCAAUGCAGAAUCUCGGCUCUUAUCCCCCCAGGCAACCAUUAAAGAUAUUGAGUGGUAUCAAGGCUACUAUAUUUGGAGUUCAACUAUGGGUGACCUCUAUCGGUCAGCAGAGGGCGACGUAAUAGAGGAGCAGUUGACCUUUGUCCCUCCUGGGGUCAGAAGUUCCGUGGAUGCUAUAGCUGUGGACUGGCUAAGUGAAUUUAUCUACUGGGCUGACCGUGACCAAAAUCAGAUUAUCCGAGGGAGAUUAUCAAAUCAAUCCUCCGUCGUGACCUCCCCGACCUCCAUCAACGCCUUCGCCAAUGAUGUCCAAGACAUAGCCAUCGACUCGGUCCAGGCUUACAUCUACUGGACAUCAUCCUCGUCCGUCGAGGGGUCGCGACUUAACGGCGAGAGCCCUCUGGUGUUCUAUGAGAUCGGUGACCUCUCGCUGGAUGUUGUUGCAGGGUUGACCCUUGACCUGGGAGGGGGAUACGUCUAUUGGUUUGUGGUGUCUAGGCAAGGCGUCACCGAGGAGCUGAAGCUGUUUCGGGCCCGGCUGGCAGGGAUAAGCCCUGAUCCAAUGUCAACGACAGAGGAGAUUGGUGAAGUGCUGUCAGAGACAACGAGCCUGGCGCUGCAUUUCUACAGCUCCAAACUCUUCUGGAUCAACAGCCAGUCGAGGGUAGAGGUCAGCGAUGACCGUGGCCAGAGACAAGCCUUGCUACCGGCUACCGAUGUCCAGGCAUUGACCAUUGUACAGGAGACACUCAAACCUUUACCUGAGGGUUACAGUGAGCGCCCAACUGUGGUGGCCGAAGAAAUCUCGCCCUCCUCCAUCCAGGUCACAGGUACAUGGGAUGACUUUAACAUCACAUGGCAGGCCAGCACAGAGGUCAACUACGGGAUUGUGUUUUACACCAUAGCUGUGACGGCUCCUGAACAAACGUAUACAGAGACUGUACAGGUGAUUAUGUUGUACCUUGUUCUGUAAAUCGGCUUUUAUUUU
Strongylocentrotus purpuratus (purple sea urchin) is the source of this 3276-nucleotide messenger RNA. RefSeq names its product proto-oncogene tyrosine-protein kinase ROS. Bases 61 to 3261 code for a protein of 1066 amino acids. The transcript has 19 exons. NCBI's taxonomy places the organism in Eukaryota, Metazoa, Echinodermata, Echinoidea, Camarodonta, Strongylocentrotidae. Gene Ontology annotation, molecular function: protein binding. The record is from RefSeq and is a predicted model, not a curated record.